UCUUUCAACGUCUAUCGAACGCGGCGCGCAUCGGGGACCGGAGGUGAGAGAUGGAGGGAGAGCCCUACGACGUCGUCCCGUGCUCUUCCGUCGCCGUCGAUUCUAUCCUCCGCAUCGGAACGGCUGGUGCAAUUUGGGGUUUGUGUUCCGCUCCCCAAGAGGCUCGUAAACAAGGCCUAGGAGGGGUAGCUCAGGCCGCUUUUGUGGCGAGGUCGGCUAGCUCGUGUGGCUUUCAAUAUGGACUUGUUGCUGGAAUCUGUACUGCUACUCACUGUGGGCUUCAAAGAUAUCGGGGAAAGAGCGAUUGGGUGAAUGGUCUGAUUGCUGGUGCUGUGGCAGGGGGAGCCAUUGCUGCUAUGACACGAAGCUGGACACAGGUGGUUCCUAUGGCUUGUCUGGUUUCUGCCUUCAAAGUUGCCACUGACUAUGCUAGAACAACUUGAAAUACCUCUCGGUGGAAAACUGUGGCAGAGGAAGGUUGUUCUCUUCGCUCCCUACAUAUUUUACCUAUUUUUUCCCCUGCUUAGAUCCCUCAUCUUAUUGAACCAUUUGUCUGUAUCACUGUCAUUAUUUUUGACUAAGCAAAGAAAUACGUUCUGUUAUGUCGGUAGAUAUAGCGUUUAUGGAGCGACCGUUGUAUGGCAGUUCAAUUCUUGUAUGAUUUUCUUUUCUUUUUCCUUUUUUUGUGUGUAAAUAACUAGAGCAGAUAACAAGGUUCCCUUUUGUUGCUGAUGCUCAUUUCAACAGAUAUUUGACCAA
This is a messenger RNA of Prunus mume (Japanese apricot), 759 nucleotides long. It is a transcript of the gene ATOEP16-4, whose product is annotated as Mitochondrial import inner membrane translocase subunit Tim17/Tim22/Tim23 family protein. The record is from RefSeq and is a predicted model, not a curated record. Gene Ontology annotation, molecular function: transmembrane protein transporter activity. NCBI's taxonomy places the organism in Eukaryota, Viridiplantae, Streptophyta, Magnoliopsida, Rosales, Rosaceae. Gene Ontology annotation, cellular component: TIM22 mitochondrial import inner membrane insertion complex. Gene Ontology annotation, biological process: protein insertion into mitochondrial inner membrane.